AUGACAAAUACCAAGCGCUUGAGAGACGGUGCAAUUGGUGCCAAUGGUUCUUCCAAAAGACAAAAGACAUUAAUGGAUUUUGUUCGCACGCCGAAGACAACUGUCAAGGAUUAUACCGAUACCACGCAACAAAAGAUUUCGGCGGAAAGUGCUGCUGCCGAGAGUGAAGAGAAAGCUGAGGUUUGUGGCGAUUUGCCCACAGCUGGCAAAUUAGAUAAAGAACAAUUCCGCAAGAAACUGGCUGACCACGAGCUUGAGUUGUUGCAAUUGGAGCUAGACACGCUCGACGAUGCGUGGUUCGCGAAACUGGAGCCGGAGUUCCGCAAGAGCUAUUUUCUAAAAUUAAAAGGGUUCGUUUUGGAGCAACAAAAGGGCUCCACCGUUUUCCCACCUCCUGCAGAUGUUUAUUCUUGGAGCAGGCUUACGACUUUCGAUCAAGUUCGCGUCGUUAUCAUAGGACAAGAUCCAUAUCACAACCACAACCAAGCACACGGUCUAGCUUUCAGCGUGCGGUCGCCAACACCACCACCACCUUCGCUAAAGAACAUUUAUAAGGAACUAAGGGAAAACAACUAUCCAGAAUUCGAAAUCGACGGAAAAGUUGGUGACCUGACGCACUGGGCGGAACAGGGUGUGUUGCUGCUAAAUACUUGUCUCACUGUCAGGGCACACAGCGCAAACUCGCACUCCAAGAGAGGCUGGGAACAAUUCACAAAACGCGUUGUCCAACUCAUAAUAGAGGACCGCAAGACGUCCAAGCAGCCCCUAGUAUUUCUCCUAUGGGGGAACAAUGCAUCAAAUCUGGUGAAGGGACUCCUAGGUAGUGCUCCCGAUAAUUUUUUGGUGCUCAGUUCGGUGCAUCCGUCACCAUUAUCUGCCAGCAGAGGGUUUUUUGGCAAUAAACACUUCAAAAAGAUAAAUGAUUGGCUCUACGCCAGAAAUCAAACCAUGAUAGACUGGAGUGUUGUUCCAGGAAGCUCCAUUAAUGAGAUCGAGAAGAGGAAUCUGGUCUUGGACUUGUAG
This is a messenger RNA of Lachancea meyersii CBS 8951, 1023 nucleotides long. The record is from the annotation of a GenBank genome assembly. NCBI's taxonomy places the organism in Eukaryota, Fungi, Ascomycota, Saccharomycetes, Saccharomycetales, Saccharomycetaceae.